AUGGAUUCAUACAAGAAGGUUAUGAUUAUGGUGAUGUUGUUGGCCAUUGGUAAUGCUAAGUUUUCCACUAGUAUAACGAUUUGUAACUUGACAAGAGAAGAGCGUGAGACAUGUGAGCCUUACGUGAGUGGGGAAAACUCUGUUGAUGCUACAAGAAAGACAUUCAAAGCAUGUUGUUCUGUUAUGGCCAAGGCUGAUCUUGAAUGUUUCUGUCGUUACAAGAAUUCAAUAUUACUUUCUUAUUAUGGUAUUGAUCCUAAACUUGCCCUAGAACUCCCAGUUAAGUGUAAGCUUAGGAAGUCCUUCAAGUGCUAG
Messenger RNA from Medicago truncatula (barrel medic), 315 nucleotides. Its product is annotated as putative lipid-transfer protein DIR1. Gene Ontology annotation, biological process: systemic acquired resistance. The record is from RefSeq and is a predicted model, not a curated record. Gene Ontology annotation, molecular function: fatty acid binding. The transcript has a single exon. The coding region runs from base 1 to 315 and encodes 104 amino acids. Lineage: Eukaryota; Viridiplantae; Streptophyta; Magnoliopsida; Fabales; Fabaceae.